AUGUCCAGGCCGCCGAACGGAUAUGCUUCUAUGCCAGGCGCCAUGAGCUCCCACUCUCGUCUGGGCACGCCGCAGUCGGGCAGCCAACGCCCACACUCGCCUGGAUCGUCGCAGCAGUCGCAGUCGCAGUCGCAGUCGCAGUCGCAGUCACAGCCACAGUCACAGUCACAGUCACAGCCAACACCUCCUGCCAUGUCUCGCGCCGAACGAUUCGAGGAUGAGAAGAGACGCAUCGUCGAGUCGUGCUUCUCCAAGCUCGACAACAGCGGCCAACUAGCGGAGAGCUACAUCACGCAUAUCCGGAUCAUGGAGGAUGCGCAGUAUCCGUCUGCUCCUCCGCCGGCCGACAGUCUGGACUCGAACAAGAAGCAGCGUCUGAUCAUCAUAGCCGUGCGAUCAACAGGACGAGUGAGGAUGCACAAGGCGCGAGAGAACAACAACGGCAGCUUCAGCAUAGGCAAGACGUGGAACAUGGAGGAGUUGUCCGCCAUCGAGUCGUACUCGAAUCCAGCUACACCCGCUGCAAAUGAAAGGGAGGCGCAAGCGCGGGCACUGGCAGGCAAUGUCGGCUUCACCGUCACCAUCACGAAGCCGUACUACUGGCAGGCCGGGACGUCUAAAGAAAAGGACUUCUUCAUUGCGAGUGCUGUCAAGAUCUACCGCAAGUACACCAAGGGUCAGAUUCCAGACCUGAAAGGCUUUGAUGAACGGGAGAAAGCCAUGAUUCUAGGAUCGUUCCCGGCUCCGCAAGGCCAGCCUCCUCCUGGACCGCAGGCUCUUCCUCCAGGAGAUCGACAGCCCAGUCACUCCCCGGCUCCUGCUCCUCCGCAGCCACCCUUUGCGGCAAGAGACCACAGUCGAGAUGGAAGUCGGUAUAGGCAAAGUCCUGGUCCUCCACCAAGUAUUAGCGAUGCAAGGCCAGGAAGUGGACCAAACAGCCGGAGACCUUCAGAUCAGCCGCCGGGCAGAGGCGGUCUUCCUGGCGCUCAGCAACAUGCUGGAGCCCUUGCGCCUGGUGGACCACGUGCUUUUGCUAGUACCGAGCAGAUGCGUUCACGAAGUCGCGACGACAGAGACGCCAUGCUGCCACAGUUGCGACCUGGAACGUCACCCGCCCCAGGCUCUGAGCACAGGGCGCCGUCGUUUGCGUCGACGCAAAGGUCUGACGAUAUGCCGCCACAUUCACCGAUGCGGACCAAGAGUCCACGCUUACCCGGGCCAGGAACUGCACCGCCAUCCUCGAAGCCACAAAGCCCUCCAAAGCACAGAGAUGUGCAACAUAUAGAUGGCGCUUCUGAAGAAAGACAGGUCAAUGACGGCACUGCUUUGAAUGGGCAAAGCUCUGGCGCGGAUCUGUUCCAAGAGGCACGGCAGCGGUAUAUGAACUAUCAGCCAGGGACAUCACCUGACCCUUCGUCACAAGGCAGGUUGCCGCCGAUAGAGACUUCACAGCCCUACAAGCCCGCUCAGAACGGCAAGCUGAAAACACCGAUCGACAAGCAGCCUCUGACAGGGCAAAGCGAAUCAUCCGACGGCAUCAACCUCGAGGACGCUGCCGCUCUUGGUGCUCUGACAUCUUAUUGGGGUCCAGAGCAUGCCAAGGCAGCACCGUCUCCAGCCACUGAACAGAGUGAAGGCUUCCCUACUCCGAAGAUCGCACAGAGCGAAGAUCCUCCUACACCUCGGCGCUCGAACUUUCGUCCGCCAGUUGACUUCGAGUCUGAGCGUAAAGGAUCAGAGGCCAGCAUUGACCUCCGGCCUGCUCCGCUCAACGCCUCGAGGCCAGCACGUGAGAUCGCCGCUCAGGCGGUUGGCUCGCAGCAGGCAGAAGGGUUGCCACCGAUGUCAGAGCCACCGAGACCUGAAGCCAAGGCGGCAAGGCCCACCGCUUUGGGCAUAUCACAGCUCCGAGACGAGACGCCAGAUGACAGCCCUGCACAGACCCCUGAUGAGGAGAAGAUGGAGGAAGAGCAGUACAGGCCUGGUCUUGGACCAAUGUUCAGAAAGAGAGCGAUCGCAGACCGGUUCAGGAAGGCAGCGAAUGCAUCAAAUGCUUUCAAGCCGCGACCCGGAGGGGCCGCGGAAGCCAUUCUUCGAGCAAAGGCCGAGCGCGACGGUGAACCGGAUGGCAUUACUGGGGUCGUGCCCAGACCGGCGACACGCGAGAAGCACACUCAAGCAGAUCAGCCUCCUGCAACGCCGAUCACAGAUAGUGCGCCAGAUCAUGACUUCGCAGUCAAGCAGCCGCGUGAAGAACCGCCUUCAGCACCACCAACAGUUGAAAUUAGUUCGCCACAAACACCAGCACGAGACGUACCUGACACGAUCAACACACGGCAAAGCGUGGAGCUGCAUGACACGACUGCCCAUCUUCAACCAACACCUGACCCAGAACGAGUAGAAGAAGUCGUCGAAAAGAGGCAAAUACGCCAGCCGCAGGUGAAGAUCAAGCGGAGAAGUGCCCAGCAAGAGAAAUAUCUUGCUUCGCUCGGCAUCGACAGAACUCUUCUCGAUGGCAAAGGGCUCGAUUUCGAGGCUAUGCUUUCGGAAUUCGGCUGGAAUAGAGAAGUUCUACAACCAAAACAGCUUGCCGUUCUGGAGACUGACAUUCGCCGGGAGCAAGGGCGAGUGGAGGCUGGAUCCUGGCUUUCCCAUACCGACGCGGCAAGAGAGGAACGAGUCUCCCAUGUCGAAAGUCUGCUUGACAAGGCGAUUGCAGAGUGUGAUGAGCUCGAAGGCUUGCUGACUCUCUACCAUGUCGAGCUGAGCUCUCUGAACGAUGACAUUGCGUUCAUCGAAGCACAAUCUCAAGGUCUCCAAGUGCAGUCUGCCAACCAGAAACUCUUACAAUCCGAGCUGCAAGGGCUAGUUGACACCAUGUCACUUGGCCGCAACACAAUGGAGCCACUUCGCUACGGUGACCUUUCCGAUCCGCGUGGCCUCGACCAGGUCGAAAACAGCUUAGUCAAGCUAUAUCAAGCGAUGCUUACCAUGGACCCAACCAUGGGCAAGUAUUCACAUGGUCGACCGAGGUCGCGUGGAGGUUUCGAUGAUAACGAGACUGCAAACAUGACGGCGCUGCGAGAGAAGAAGGUCACAUACGAUCGUGAGACUAACGAGUUCUGCAAACGCUUGAUGCAGUUCCUGGACAAUAAGUUCACUCUGGCAACAAACUCAUCGAAAGGACGCAUGCUGCAGAUACCUCGCGCGGGCGGACUGGCCAAGCUAAAUUCGGACGCUGUCCUUGAGGUCCGAAAUGGAUUGUGGAUGUACAGUCCACUCAUCCUCUUCACGAAGGAGGUCAACACGCCGGCAUGGCAGACAUUGCAACGCAUGUACUACACUCGAGCUGCCGUCCUGUACACAGACGCUUUCAAAGAGAACAUCUCGAACAUGAAACGUGCGGCAAGGGCAAGUGUCGGAGAUGAGACUGACAUCCUAUUUACUGCUCAAGAGAAGGAGGAACAUCCAGCUGGCGGAGGCUUGGCAUCCACUGCGCGGAAGAUCACAGUCAAACGAUCACAAACGCUCGCGAAGACACUACGAAACCCGCUAGGUGGUGAUAAGUCGCAUGCUCCUGAACGAAAGCAGCCUGGAACGAUGAGUCGGUCUGAAGCAUUUGCUCUAGCAAUGGACGAUAUGGCGCCGAAAAUCAGUGAGGAGCAGAAUUUCUUCGUGGAGCUGUUCCACGCCAACUCUCUGGAAGCCCAAGACUUCAUCGACGCCGUCGGGUCUGCUUCGCCUAGCGCGAGGCGCGGGACAGACCUGCGCAGACCCAAACCAACAGACCCGGAUCGCCACAUUGCUGGUCUCGUGACAAACACUAUGGGCGAAAUCUUUAACUUCUUCGGACGAGAACUCGACGCCAUGCUUAACUGGAGUAUUUCGGAAGAUCCAGUUCAGGGUGUGGGAGUAAUGGCCAGCCUAGGCAAACAUGCUUUCUACCUCCGAGAGUCAAACCAGGAAUAUUUGCAACACCUUGUGACUGAAUUAUUCGACAAGCUUCAGAGCCGAUUUAACAAGUUCGUGGACGAGCAAAUACGUGCCAUUGAAGACACCAAGGUGAAGAUCAAGAAGCGUAAGGGCAUUAUCGCCUUUAUGAAAAUAUUCCCUCAGUUCUCCAAUUACGUCGAAAACGUUUUCGCAACCGUGGCAGGUAACGACUACGACGGUCCCGCUGACUGCGUGCUUGACGUGAGGAGACUUGUGGACGCAGCGUACGACAAGCUCAACCGGGCGAUGUUUGAUAGUCUCAAAGUCAUUGCAAAGGAGAGCCCUGUCGCUGGUGCGCCUGUCAAGGGUGGUACAGCCCAAGGUGCCGAUGAUCCAGAGGACAAGGAGAUGCUCAACUACCACAUUCUGCUCAUUGAGAACAUGCACCACUACAUCGAAGAAGUCGAAGAUGGUGGUAGGCAAGGAGUCCUUUCGGUAUGGAAGGAAACAGCGCAGAAGGAGAGAGCGGACGCUUUGGAAGGCUAUGUACUAAGAGUCAUCCGAAGACCGCUUGGGAAAUUGCUGGACUUCCUCGAAUCUACUGAUUCUAUCCUCACCAGCAACAACAACAACCCUACUGCCGUUUCUUCUCGACCAAGCUACAGCAGAAAGACCUUGCGGCACUUGCUCUCGGAACGCUACGACGGCAAGACUGUGCGCCGUGAUAUUGACACUUUACGGAAACGCAUCGAGAAGCAUUUUGGUGAUGCUGACGACAGCGAAGCUGUUUCACGAAACCUCGUUGGUCUCGUGUCCAAAGAGUGCGAGCAGGCCUACGAAGGUGUUCUGGAUCGGGUGGAGAAGUUGAAGCAGCAGGUGUAUCCUGACACGGAGGGCGAGAAGGAGGUGAUCAUUGAUUUCACGAAGGCGGAUAUUGCUGCUGCAUUUAGACGUUAG
Molecule: messenger RNA, 4890 nt
Organism: Fulvia fulva
Lineage: Eukaryota; Fungi; Ascomycota; Dothideomycetes; Mycosphaerellales; Mycosphaerellaceae
Product: Exocyst complex component SEC3
Exons: 2
Coding region: 1-4890 (1629 amino acids)
Biological process (GO): Golgi to plasma membrane transport; exocytosis
Cellular component (GO): exocyst; plasma membrane
Molecular function (GO): phosphatidylinositol-4,5-bisphosphate binding
Source: RefSeq, a predicted model, not a curated record